Messenger RNA from Caenorhabditis angaria, 1698 nucleotides. The record is from the annotation of a GenBank genome assembly. NCBI's taxonomy places the organism in Eukaryota, Metazoa, Nematoda, Chromadorea, Rhabditida, Rhabditidae.
AUGGAGUUGCAAACCAUAUGUUCAAUAAUUCAAGGACUUUUCGCAUUCACUGGAAUUCUAUUAAAUGCAUUCAGUCUUGUUGUCGUACUGCACACACAAACUCUUCACAAACAGAUUUAUUCAUGUUUUAUUGGUUUGAUCAAUAUUGCCACCGUUGUUUAUUGUUUUUCGUUGGUGAUGACAUUUCCCGGAUAUAUGUCGGAUCACAAGGAAGCGAUUGUUUACGUGACUAACCAUAUGCGUUUUAGCGGAAAGAUUGGGAAAUCAUUGCUCCUUUUUCAUUUAUGGAUUGCGGAUUUUGUGAGUUUUUUGAAAAGAUGAAAAGAAUCUUACUGUGAAUUUAAUGAUGUAAAAUAUAAUCCAGUAGAAAAUGUGGUGUUUUUGCCAUAUUUUUUUUUAAAAUUUUUCCUAUUUUUAAAUUUUUCUAACGAAACUGUAAACUCACUGAAGAAUAAAAUUGUAGACUUCUAGAACCAGCAUUAAAAAUCGAACCAGUGAUGUUUAAAUUCUAAGCAGCCACAACUAAGCUACCUCACUAACUACUUUUCUAAUUUCAGAUAAUGCAAGUUUAUCCCCUAUUCUUUGGUUGUCGUUUGGCUACCGCAUUAAUUCGUAUUGUUAUAUUCCCGCGCAAACGAAUAGAAAGAGCUGGAAAAUAUCUAUCAAGAGCUACACUUGGAGUAUUAUCAAUGACAGUUAUUUGCGUUGGAACUUUUGGUUUAACUCAUUGGGAUGCGUCUUUCAAUACUUCAGAAUAUGGCACAUCCAAUUUUACAUAUAAUUAUUUGAGAUAUGAUGUAUGUUGCUUUAAAAAGUCAUUGAAAAGAACUUAUUUUAUUAUUAUUUUACAGGUAAAUAUUACGAUAUCAAGUUGGAUUGCAACUAUAUUUCUGGCAUAUUACCAAUGGUCAAUGUUUAUCUCUAUCGUAUUAGUGUUUUUGUUUUAUUUUCUCAUGAGUUUUCUUCUUGUUCCUGAUACUGGUGCUGGAGAUUUGCAAUCAAUUGCGAAACAAAUCCGAACUAUGCGUUAUAUGCGUAUUCAGGUGAGUUUGUUCAAUUUUAUAUCAUCAAGUGAGACCUUGUGACGAAAAGGACCCUGUUCAAAUAUUGUCUUGAUGAAAAAAAAAACUUUUGUCAUUUCACAUGAAAGGCUUGGCUUCAUCAUUACGAUUUCUGAACGAAGAAGUCCCAUUUAACACGAGGUCACUUUAUGUGGUCUCAUUCUUAAUUGUGGAUUUUUACAGGCUUUCAUCACAUUCCUUUGCCUCAGCCCGAUUGGUGUCUUCAAAUUUUUUGGUUUGAAUAAUCCAAUGGCUGAAAAAUUGCUUUACACUAUGCAAUGCUUUUUUGUCGUGAUUGUUCCGAUUCACAAUUGGUGGAUUCCAUAUUGGCAGUGAGUUUUAAAAAAUCAAACUGUUUUUAUAUUCAAAAUAUGUUGGGUGCUAUUAAAUGAUUGUAUGUAAGGACCACAAAAGUUUCUCUUUUAUUAUUGUGGUGGAAACCGUAAACCUGAAAUUGAGAAAAGUAAUUUUGAAGGCCAUUUUCUAUAUUCAUCUUCAAGUUUAUAUCUGAAACCGAAAUUUUGAUUGUUUCAUUUUUAUUUUCAGCGAAGCUUUGCCCGAAAAUCCACCAGACGUGCGCUAUUUUUGCUGUCCACCUGAACCUGCGCCAAUUGAGAUUCACAUUUACGAACUAUGA